This is a messenger RNA of Endocarpon pusillum Z07020, 2142 nucleotides long. RefSeq lists its product as uncharacterized. The record is from RefSeq and is a predicted model, not a curated record. Bases 1 to 2142 code for a protein of 713 amino acids. The transcript is spliced from 2 exons. NCBI's taxonomy places the organism in Eukaryota, Fungi, Ascomycota, Eurotiomycetes, Verrucariales, Verrucariaceae.
AUGGAUGCUGCUAGUCUUGUACUCAGUAUCGCGGCCCUCUACACAACAUGUCGGGACUGUUACAGUUUCUUCACUGCCGUGAAAACAGCAGAGGUAGAAUCUUCAGCUCACCUGCGCGAAUUGGAGAUUCAGCAGUCAAUUCUUAAAGCCUGGGGCUUUCAUUGGCAGAUUCAAAAUGAAGACGGCAGCGAGCCGGAACACUCCAAACACACUAGACAAAAGCGGACCAAACUUCAUGAGUACCUCUUGAGCAACCGAUUCAAGGCCGAAGGCGAGAAACUCAUCAAGCGCUAUGGCAUCCAGCUCCAACCCACCCAGGCCACCCAAGAUGGAUCACAGUCGACCAAUAACGUUCAGUUGACCAUCUCGAACACUACAAUUGAGGAUGUCAAGCCGGUGAUCAGUGAAGUCAAGAACCGUCUCUCUGUGCUUAAUAAGUUUAAAUGGGCUUUGAAGGACAAGGACAACUUUAAGAAACUUAUCACCGAUUUGAGAUCUCACAGCGAAUCGCUCUAUCGUCUUUGUCCCGAAAACGCGUUCGAGUCAAUGAACAUCUAUCUCACUAUGGAAUGCUUGGCCAGGCAGGAGUCGCCAGCAGGUCUGAAGUGGACUUCAAGACUCGCAACUCAGCAAGCAGAAGUCGAUGGAAGUUCGUCAGUGCGGGAAGGCUACGAAUUGCUGGCUUCGGCGGCCACUUUGAAAGCAUCGGUUAAUGAAAACAAAGGCAGGGAACAAGCGGAUGACAGGACUCUCACCAGCAUUAACGAAGAGCAACGUGAGAUGGGGUAUCUAGGAAAGGGCCUUGCCCUAUUUGAAGAGCAAGUCGUUUACGUGGAAAUGCGAGACUACCGCGGACCGCCGCUAGAACUCACUCCAGAGCAGAAACAGCAAAUGAAGCGUCGUCGAAAGCGGGCGCGCUUCUUGAGAUCAUUGUCAACGGAUGGCACGAUGAGCCGCCAUUACAGUAAGGCUAGCAUAGAUCAGAUUCCCGAAUACAGUAGCAGCGAUGAGGCUGAAGAAGAUGUGGAACCGAUCGAGAUAGUCAGACCAGCCGAUCCCAAGAUUCGCGCUCUCAUCAGGAACUUCUUUAACACCUUUCAAGGCGCGAACAUGAGGGAAAGCGUCUAUGGUUUGGAUAUCGCCGGUAUGAUCGACCACACAGAAGGCGAGCACAAAGGUCAUUGCAGCAUUCUGUACAAGCUCCCCGGCACGAUUGGCGUUCAGAGUCGUGAGCGGCCUGCGGAAAACCUGAUGCUUCGCGCACCUGUGACGCUGCAGUCACUCCUUGGAACGGGGCAGAAACAAGGCAUCCGAUCUACGCUCGGUGCGCGUUUCGAGCUGGCUAGAAAGCUUGUGCAUGCCGUUUGCCUGCUUCACUCUAGUGGCUGGCUACACAAGAACAUACGCGCAAAGUCAGUGAUGUUCUUUCCCGAACAUGUGAGUGCACUCCAGGAGGAUGGAUACGAGAUCAAGAUUGAGAUCGAUGUUUCAAAGCCUAUUCUGAUGGGCUAUAUCUUCUCACGGCCGGACGAUGUCCUCAUCCGAAUGAAUCCGCCAUCUGCGCCAAAAACAGAAAAAUACAGUCGCUCUAGCCACCGUACUCACGAUCGAAGCGAAAUCUCCAGGGUGUGGGAUGACCCGAUGGACGAGAGAGCAAAUUUGAGACGUAGAAAGGUAACUCCUCGAGCUGACAGCAUAUACGGUCGUAACAUGCUAGGGAAGGUAGCUGUGGCCGAGCAGACGAAAGAGAUAAACAUCAGUGGCUUCAUGCUUGACUAUUAUCAGCAUCCUGCGAAGCAUGCAGAUCCAAGACGCCUGUACCGUCACGCAUAUGAUGUAUACUCUCUCGGUAUUCUUCUACUUGAAGUCGGGCUAUGGGAGGAACUGAAGAACUACGAGGACUGGUACAGUGAGAAUCCCGGUUAUGACGAAGAGGAUCGUGACGAAGAGGAUCAUUAUGAGCGAAGACGAUGGAUUUGUCGAUCGUAUCUUGAUCGCCUAAGAUGGGCAUGUGGAGACACCUAUGCGGACGUUGUGCUCAGUUGUCUCAUGAUUGACAGCAGUGAUGACGAAGUGGCAAAGGCAAGCCAGAGGGAGCUUUGUGCUAGAAUUGUAGCCGACCUAGAGGGCUGUCAAGCUUAG